CAUAGAACCCAAUCACAGCUCACCACAUUCAUCACUGCUUUUUUGUUUUCUACUCUUAUUAUUGCUUCCUCUUUCAUUAGAUAAAUAAAAUGGCCAAUUUUGUUUUCAAGUUUCAUUAAGCUAUGCCACUUUCUCUUUCAACUUUCUUUUAUUUUUCAAUCUUUUCUAAUUAAAGCACCCUUUUUCCUUUUUUGUGUCUUGUUUUUUCUCUAUAUUUUUCUUUCACUUUUCUUUCUUGCCCAACAUCAAGGAAAAGUGAAUACUAGUACUCCUCCAAUUAACCAAAAAAAAAAGUUUUUUUUUCUUUUUUUCUCUCUCUUCUUAAACAAGCUUUUAUUUUUCUUCUUCUUCAACUUCUUCUACACUUCAUAAAUUCUGAGCCUUUCUGAACUUUCCUAAUUCAGUUUCAACAUUCAAUGUCUUAUGCUUAUACCCUUUUGUUUCUUUCAUUGAUUUUCCCAAUUGGGUUAUGCUUAAGUUGAACCUACAGAAAAAAACUAUCAUUUUUAUCUUCAAAAAGAAGAAUAAUUAAUUUUGAACUUUUUUGGUGCUUAAGUUUCAGUUAUGAGAAUCUAAAGAGGUAAAGGAAUUUCAUUGAAUUUUAUAGAUCUUGCACAAGUGGUUUCUAGGGUUAUCUUUUGGGUGCAUUCUCUUUGAAUUUUUUGAAAAAAAGUUGGGUCUAUAAUCUAUUCUAGAUUCCUCAAGAGUGUGUGUGUCUCUUUUCAUACACACACAAAAAUAAUAAAGAAGGUAUUUGAUUCCUUUUGAAAAAAAUGCUUAUUGAUUUUGAUUUUGAUUUUAAUUUUAAGUUGUGGUAAAAUCUACACCUCUGCUUCUCUUCAUUUAUCUCUUUCUUUGGAUUCAACUCUGUUUCAAAAUCAUAAAAAUUUGAUUUUUCAACUUGUUUUUUUGUCGUUGUGAUGAAGUGUGAAAUGGGAAUUCUUUCUUCUCAUGCACCAUUUGUUGAAAACAAUUGGUUUAUGGAAGAUAGUUAUAACAUUAACAGGAGAAUAACAAAAUGGACUGUAUCAGAGAACAAAUUGUUUGAAAAUGCUCUUGCUGUUUAUGAUAAAGAUACGCCGGAUCGGUGGGUUAAGGUAGCUGAAAUGAUACCGGGAAAAUCUGUUGUUGAUGUGAUGAAUCAGUAUAAGGAAUUGGAAGUUGAUGUUUGUAAUAUUGAAGCUGGUUUGGUUCCGAUUCCGGGUUAUACUACUACUAGUACUAGUAGUACCUCACCUUUUACCUUAGAUUGGGUGAGUUCUUCUGGUUAUGAUGGUUUUAGAGGAAUCAAUUCUAAGAGAAGCGCGUCUGGUAGAGCGCCGGAUCAGGAGAGGAAGAAAGGUGUGCCGUGGACCGAAGAAGAACACAAGUUAUUUCUGUUGGGUCUGAAAAAGUAUGGAAAAGGUGAUUGGAGAAACAUAUCAAGAAACUUUGUGAUCACAAGAACACCAACACAAGUCGCCAGCCAUGCUCAAAAAUAUUUCAUCCGGCAACUCUCCGGCGGCAAAGACAAAAGAAGAGCUAGCAUCCAUGACAUAACAACUGUUAACCUCACAGAAACUUCAAAAGCUUCUCCAACUUCAGAAAACACCAAAACAUCCACUUCACCACACCACCAUAACCAUUCCAUGAACCUCAACAAAUAUUCCCCCGCCGCAUCCGAGAUGCAUUUUCAGCCGGCUAUGAUGAUGACAGCUUUCAACCCUUCUCAUGAACAAGUUUUCAUGUCUCCUAGUAACUCUUAUGGAUUCAAAAUGCAAGGUCUAAAUCAAAAUAUGCAUAGAAAUCCUCUUCAUGAGUCUUCUUACUUUGGAACUCAAGCACAAAACAUGGUUUUCCAAAUGCAACCUUCUCAACAAAACUAUGCAUGAUGAUGAUGAUGUUGUUGGUGAUUGGUUGUAUUGUAUUGAGUUAUUUAUUACUCACUCUGAUCUUGUUUAUAAAAUAAAAUUUACUUUUUAGAUUAAUCGAAUAAUCAAUAUAUAUAUAUAUAUCAGAUAAUAUAUUGAUUAUUUAAUGAAUCUAAAAAGUAAUUUUUCUUUUACGAAUAGAAUCGUAGGAUCAGAGAGAGUAUUAUUUAUAGCUAGAAGAAGUAUAUUUGUUUGGUUUUUUUCCUGCUAUAGUCCUAGUACAAUGUUUAUGUUUUUUUUACCAAGUUCUAUGUGAAUAUAUUGCAUUAGAAUAUUAUAGUUAUCAGUUAGUUAGUUA
Messenger RNA from Lathyrus oleraceus (garden pea), 2208 nucleotides. Its product is annotated as transcription factor DIVARICATA. The record is from RefSeq and is a predicted model, not a curated record. Lineage: Eukaryota; Viridiplantae; Streptophyta; Magnoliopsida; Fabales; Fabaceae. Gene Ontology annotation, molecular function: DNA binding. The transcript is spliced from 2 exons. The coding region runs from base 921 to 1871 and encodes 316 amino acids.